AUGUUCUCCUGUAACACCAGCACGUUUGGUCACUCUACCUUCCUCCUCACUGGCUUUCCAGGCCUGGAGGGCUCUCAUCAUUGGGUGUCCAUCCCCAUCAACCUGAUCUGUGUGGUUUCCAUUCUGGACAGCAGUAUGAUUCUCUUCCUGAUCUGCACAGAUCCAGCCUUACAUGAACCCAUGUACAUUUUCCUGUCCAUGUUGGUGGCCUCUGAUUUAGGCCUCUGUGCCUUUACCUUCCCCACCAUGGUCCGGCUUUUCUGGCUGGGGUCUCAUGAGCUGCCCUUUGAUCUCUGUGCAGCACAAAUGUUCUUCAUUCAUGCCUUCACUUAUGUUGAAUCUGGUGUGUUGCUGGCCAUGGACUUUGAUCACUUUGUUGCCAUCUGGGACCCUCAGCAUUAUGCCACAAUCUUUACCCACUCAGCCACAGCCAAGGUAGGGGCUGCCAUCCUGGUGAGGGCUAUCCUGCUCAACCUCCCAGGACCCACUCUCCUGCAGCGGCUGCUGUUUCCCCAGAUCAGUGUACUAUCUCACUGCUAUUGCCUGCACUGUGACCUUGUGGGGCUGGCGUGCUCAGAUACCCGGAUCAACAGCUUGGUUGGCCUGAUCUCCAUCCUUCUCUCACUGGGCCUUGACUCUUCCCUCAUCGUGCUGUCAUAUGCCCUGAUCCUACGGACUGUGCUGAGCAUCACAUCACCUAGGGAACGGCUCAAGGCACUCAACACAUGUGUCUCACACCUCUGCAUUGUUCGUAUCUUUUAUUUGCCCAAACUGGGGCUGUUUGUAUUGCACCGAGUAGAGAAGCACAGCUACCCUGCCCUGGCAGUGCUCAUGGCCAAUCUGUACUUCUUAGUCCCACCCUUCAUGAACCCCAUUGUCUACUACAUCAAGUCUAAGCAGAUCUGUCAGGGCCUCAUGAAACACUUCCAGCAGAAAAGGGUUGAUGUUACCUAG
Messenger RNA from Choloepus didactylus (southern two-toed sloth), 954 nucleotides. Its product is annotated as olfactory receptor 51G2-like. The transcript has a single exon. The record is from RefSeq and is a predicted model, not a curated record. Lineage: Eukaryota; Metazoa; Chordata; Mammalia; Pilosa; Megalonychidae. Gene Ontology annotation, molecular function: olfactory receptor activity. The coding region runs from base 1 to 954 and encodes 317 amino acids. Gene Ontology annotation, biological process: G protein-coupled receptor signaling pathway. Gene Ontology annotation, cellular component: membrane.